Ipomoea nil (Japanese morning glory) is the source of this 1449-nucleotide messenger RNA. RefSeq names its product E3 ubiquitin-protein ligase RING1. The coding region runs from base 75 to 1061 and encodes 328 amino acids. The transcript has 2 exons. Gene Ontology annotation, cellular component: cytoplasm. Gene Ontology annotation, biological process: protein ubiquitination. Lineage: Eukaryota; Viridiplantae; Streptophyta; Magnoliopsida; Solanales; Convolvulaceae. The record is from RefSeq and is a predicted model, not a curated record. Gene Ontology annotation, molecular function: ubiquitin protein ligase activity.
CGCUGUUUUUGACCUUUCACCGACUCCCCUGUUCCGGUUCCUCUCUCUCUCUCUCUCUCUAAAAAUACAGAGAUAUGUCCUCCGCCGGAGUCACUGUCGCCGACGUGGGGCCGCAAAUGUAUUUCUGCCAUCAAUGCAACCGCACCGUCGACAUUACCCCCUCUUCAACCGACGAGCUCCUGUGUCCAACGUGCAAUUCUGGUUUCGUGGAAAAGUUUGAAAACCCUAACCCUGACCCUUACCCGACAUUUUCCGAUGCGUUCCACUCCCUGUUCAGCAGCUUGUUAUUCCCUUCGCACUCUCAUUCUUCUUCGUCGGUCGCCUCCUCUCUCUUCACCCCCUCCGACCUUCAAAAUCCCAGAAUCUACUCCUCUCGCCAUAGCCGUCGCUCUAAUCGGGAACAUGAAUCUCCUGUCAGGGGCGAGCGUGAAGAGUUCAACCCAUAUGAUUUUCUGUUCAGCUACCUAACUUCUCGCCAAGCAGACGGUGUUAAUUUCGAGUUUGUAUUUGAGGGAAGCCCAUUUGGAGGGGAAGGGAGUUCCCUACUUCCUGGAAAUAUUGGGGACUAUUUCAUUGGUGCGGGAUUUGAAGAUUUAAUCCAACAACUUGCAGAGAAUGAUCCGAACCGAUAUGGAACACCGCCAGCAUCCAAGUCUGCAGUGGCAGCACUGCCAACCAUUAAAGCAAAUAAAGAUUUACUCAGCUCAGAGUUGGCACAAUGCGCUGUCUGUAAGGAUGAUUUUGAGCUCGGAAUGGAGGUUAAACAGAUGCCUUGCAAGCAUGUCUACCACAAUGACUGUAUCCUGCCAUGGCUUGAGUUGCAUAACUCGUGCCCUGUCUGUCGCUAUGAGUUGCCUACUGAUGACCCUGACUAUGAGAGCAGGGCUAGGGAAAAUGGAGGGGGAUCGGCCGCAGGCAGUUCUGGUAACAGUUCCCAGGGGCAGAGGACCUUAGAGAGGAGGUUCACAAUAUCAUUGCCACGGCCCCCAACGGAUUUUGGACGGUCACCUGAUGGUGGAGAUUCAGAGUCUGGUUGGCAGCAGAAUAGGGACUCAAAUUAGUUAAACAACAUUUGAUUCUUUCCUUGCUCUUACUAUGAAUAUAUAAUAUAUAUGGCUGGAAUUCUCUAAAGUGCUGGCUAUGUCAUGUGUGGCAGAGUGAAAGUUUACAGUCAUGAUAAGUAGAAAUGGUAAAUUGCUUCUUGGGCUGGAGAGAACCUUUUUUAGAGAUGCAAGGCAAGAUAUACAAAUAUGAUGUUUUUGUUGGAGCAGGCAGUCAAUGACUUGGUCAAGUUUCAAUUUAUUUUCAUCUCUCCUGUGGUUAGUGAAGAUUGGAUCAUUCUCUCUUGUGCACACUUGAUCUGGAAUUUUGGCACAUGAAUUUGAUCUUUAUGCGGCUAAUGAAUUGCUUUGAAUGCACAUUUUGGCUGAAAUGCACUAGAUAUUUUUU